AUGGCGGGUCUGCCGAGGAUGUUUGGAGGCCGGGCGAUGUUGUUGGUCGUACUGGGACUCCUGCUGGCACCCCUACUGGCUGAGUCGACAGGUGCUGUUACAGAUGCCGCUGCCGCUAAAGCUGCACGUCGGGAGCAGCUGUAUCACAAGGUCCGGGCACAGGUGGAGAAAAUCAUGCAGGAAGCCAUCCGCAAGAAGCGCAGCGUUGUGCGGAUUCGGGUGGGCUUCAAGAUUUGCUCCCCGAGGGAGGCCCAGCCUGAGAUAAAGCGGCGGAUAACCGAGGCUGUUGACUCCGGCAGCUUCGGCGGCUUCACCACCGAGCCGGGGUCCACGCGAUUCGGAAACCUGGAGUACUAUGCAGCCUACCGUCUGACCAUGCGGUUUCACGAUGAGCUGCGCAAUGAGACAUCCAUGCGGUACACAGCAGUCAAGGACGACAUUUUUGUGAAUGCCUCAUCUGAGCUGGCGCUGGUGAGAGGACUGGCCAAGGUGGACUUAGACGAGUUCAGGCCAGGCUUCUUCUCCACCUUUGCCAUCCUGAAGAUCAGUGCACCACACUAUGCCGUGACACGUACCAGGGAAAAGUACAACUCCUUUGUGUCGUCAGGCCUGAUUGGUCCUCGUCUGCUGGACCCCAACUACACCUACUUCAGUUCAGCACGACCACCAAGAUUCGAGGCUAUUGCUGACCUGGCUUUCAUCCUUGACCACUCGGCCGGUGUCACACAGUACCAGUUUGGCAGGAUCCUGAACUUCACCAAAGGCCUUGUCAACCACCUGGAGGUGGGACCUGGAGCCGUGAGGGUGACGGUGUUCACCGUGUCGUCUCAAGUCAGACAACACUUCGCUUUGGACUCAUUUUCCACUGCUGAGUCUGUUACAGAAGCUAUCAGCAACAUCCAGAACAUGGCACCCCUACCAAACAGCUCACGACCCAUAGGACGAGCCCUGCGGGACAUGAUGAGGUAUGGGUUAGGUGAGAGAGAUGGGUCCAGACCUGACGUGUACAGGGCUGCUGUCAUCCUCACCAAUGGCGACUCAGAUGAUGAAGUGUCCAGACCUGCACUGGAAGCAGUCAUGGGUGGAGUGUCCAUCUAUGCUGUGGGUGUGUCCAGUCAGCUGGUCAACAUGACUCGGGCAGCUGACCAGGCCUUCCCCCUGGCCAACCUGACCUACCUGGAUGACAGACUAGCCAAGGAUCUGGCAGGAACUAUUGCUGCUGGUGAGGAAGCUAUAACACAUUAA
This is a messenger RNA of Branchiostoma belcheri (Belcher's lancelet), 1245 nucleotides long. RefSeq lists its product as uncharacterized. NCBI's taxonomy places the organism in Eukaryota, Metazoa, Chordata, Leptocardii, Amphioxiformes, Branchiostomatidae. The transcript has 9 exons. Bases 1 to 1245 code for a protein of 414 amino acids. The record is from RefSeq and is a predicted model, not a curated record.